AUGGCAAUGGAAGAUCAACCAUAUCUCCCGGAAGCCUCCAAUGGCACUGGCUGUGUGAAAGGGAAGAAGAAACCAGUGAGUCGGAAGAAGAAGGAAUCGGAAAACAGAGCAAAGAAGAAACCGGAGGCUACUUCAGUCAACGAAGAGCAACCUGCAGGUCGUUCCGAUGGCCCUGGAAUUAAGAUUUUAGAGUUUGAUUAUUGCGUUGAAAAUCACUUCAAGGCCAUUGAUACAAUGGCGGAGCUCUGUGGUGAUCGGGAGGAUGGCGUCGGCGAAAUUGAUGAAAGUGACAUUCAGCGGUUUUCAUCAUCCACCAUUUUCUUAAGGGAAUGGAGGUACUACAAUUAUGAACCGAAAACUGUUAAAUUUGCUAGCGACUCGAGGGGCCCCGAGGAUAAGGAUGCUGACAUCAGUGUAAACUUACCACAAUUUUCGUCUGCAGCUUUUCUAAAGAAUGGAGCACCGCCUGAAGCUGCCACAUCGCUGGACUUUAGAAACUUUGUUAUGUAUGUUGGUGGGCCGAUUUGGGCUUUAGAUUGGUGUCCUCAAGAUCACGAAAGGACCGACUCCCUUAUCAAAUGUGAGUAUAUUGCUGUUUCUGCUCAUCCACCUUGCUCUUCUUAUCACAAGAUGGGUAUCCCACUCACCGGAAGAGGUAUGGUGCAGAUAUGGUGCGUAGUGCAUGGCACUGAAAGCCAUGAAGCAGAACCGACAAAAAGUUCUGUGGCUUCCUCAAACUUAUCAUCUCAACCAAGGAAGCCUAGAGGAAGGCCACCAGGGCGUAAGAAAAAUGAGGCAUCGAACUUGCCAUCUCAACCAAAGAGGCCUAGAGGAAGACCUAAAAAGAAACAAGAACCCAAUGAUAACAGUGUUGAAAGGAGUACCUUGCAAGAAGUUCCUACAUGCAAUUCUGACGAUGAAGUUCUUGCUCAGAAGAAAAGAGUGAGAAGAAAAGUUGAGACUAAGAAUCAUGUUGAUGACGUGGGAACGUUAUCACUUACAGAGAAUCGAGAAAAUGAAUCCAAUGCCAUCAAUCUUCAGGCAAAUGAGAAUGUUAUAAGUGAAUAUUCCGGAGAAGACACUCUGUUAUGUAAUAAUGUUUCAGAGAAUGUUGGUUUAGACCCUAGCUCAAUUGAAUUUUCUAUUCCCGAGAGUGUUGCUUUGCCUAGAGUAGUAUUGUGCUUAGCUCACAAUGGAAAGGUAGCAUGGGAUUUGAAAUGGAAGCCAACUAACGCGUGUGAUGCCAAAUGCAAGCACCGAAUGGGCUACCUUGCUGUCUUGCUGGGCAACGGAUCUCUAGAAGUUUGGGAGGUUCCUUUUCCCCAUGUAAUGAGGGCCAUCUAUUCUAAAUGCAAUGGGGAGGGCACAGAUCCUCGCUUUGUAAAGUUGAAGCCUACUUUCAGAUGCUCGGUGUUGAGAAGUGCAAAUAAACAGAGCAUCCCUCUAACAGUGGAAUGGUCAUCAACACCUCCUUAUGAUUAUCUACUUGCUGGGUGCCAUGAUGGAACAGUCGCCUUGUGGAAGUUUUCUGCAAAUAGUCCCUGUGAAGAUACGAGGCCUUUACUUCGUUUUAGUGCAGAUACUGUUCCGAUCAGAGGGGUUGCAUGGGCGCCAAAUGAUAGCGAUCCUGAAUGUGAAAAUGUGAUUCUCACUGCUGGUCAUGGAGGUUUAAAAUUUUGGGACCUAAGAGAUCCUUUCCGCCCUUUGUGGGACCUUCAUCCAGCGCCGAGGAUAAUAUAUAGUCUGGAUUGGCUUUCUGAUCCUAGCUGCGCUAUCUUAUCCUUCGAUGAUGGAACAUUGAGACUUCUCAGUUUGCCGAAGGCUGCGUGUGACGUUCCAGUAACUGGUAAACCCUUCACACGGGUAAAACAAAAAGGUUUACACACUUACUGUUGUACAUCAACUGCUAUCUGGAGUGUUCAAGUAUCAAGGCAGACAGGCAUGGUUGCCUACUGUGGUGCUGAUGGAACUGUUGUUCGUUUCCAGCUUACUACUAAAGCGGUGGUGAAAGAAAAUUCACGUAAUCGAACCCCACAGUUUGUAUGUGAUUACUUCACUGAGGAGCAGUCUACCAUCACAAUCCACACUCCAGAGUUAGAUGUUCCGUUUCCUUUGAAGAAGAUGUCCAACAGACCCGACCCCCCGCCAUUGUCCAUGCGAGCUAUUUUAUCUGAAAUUCAGUCAAAUGAAGGAAACCACAAAACCGCCGCAGCUUCAUUAUCAGAAAAUGGAACGUUAGCCCCUUGCUCCGAUGACGACUUUAAUGUUGAAUCUGGAUCUGAGGAUACACCGACGUCCAUCAAUAAGAAAAGCAAAACUCAAUCGAAGUGCAAAAAGAAGGGAGAAAAGGAUAACCAAGAAUCGGAAUGUAGUGAUGAGGCUAACGACGUGCCAACGAAUAAUGGCGGUGCGCCUGGUUCAGGGGAUAGCCCUGAAAAUUUGCCUCCCAGAUCAGUUGCAGUGCAUAGAGUGAGAUGGAACAUGAACACAGGGAGUGAAAGAUGGUUGUGCUAUGGUGGAGCAGCUGGACUUCUACGCUGUCAGGAGAUUCUGCUGUCUGCCCUUGAUAAGAAGUUGAUGAUGAAGAAAUAAAAUUUGUUUGAAAAAAAAUGGCUUUGCCAACAUGUUUAUGGAAGCUGAUUUUCACGAAGCGACCCGUGCUCGCUCUCGAUUCCUCGUACAAUCAUAAGAUCAAGUUUGCUUCUAUUGGUCCAAAGGAAGCCAUUUUGAAUUGUAAUAGACAUAAUCGUAACCGAGCCAUGGUGCAUUCAUCCCCGAGGGGCUAAAUUAUGGGAGCAGCCAAAGGAAUAACAGGGCAUGACCUUGGGAUAACUGAAGAAGAUGAAUUUGAUUUGGAUUUCGAGUUCAGUUUGAAACGGACCUGUACAUUUUUACUUGGAACAAUCGUUGAAGGAACCACACCAGUCAUGGUGUAAAAUAAACAGUAUCUUUUCGCAGAUACAUAACCUAAAAUAAGUGACACGACGGACGUCUCCUGAGUCGGGUUUAGGAUGUCACGGGACAGUUCGGCUACAAACUCAACUUCAAUAAGUCUACGAAUCGAGAGCUUGGUUCGAUCUUGCUGACUUAUUCUUUUUGGCAUUGAACCUGUUUUGAUCACCACUUAUGUAAUCUAAAUGAACUUUUAGAUAUUCUUUCAUUCCUUAUU
Cucurbita pepo subsp. pepo (vegetable marrow) is the source of this 3169-nucleotide messenger RNA. RefSeq lists its product as uncharacterized. The record is from RefSeq and is a predicted model, not a curated record. Gene Ontology annotation, cellular component: transcription factor TFIIIC complex. Gene Ontology annotation, biological process: transcription by RNA polymerase III. Lineage: Eukaryota; Viridiplantae; Streptophyta; Magnoliopsida; Cucurbitales; Cucurbitaceae. Gene Ontology annotation, molecular function: protein binding.